AUGAGGAUGCAAUUGGAACGAUCAGAAGUGGCAUUCAAUAUGUUCACUAAUGGUUCAUCGAAGAGAAUCAAUUUGGAAGCUCGUUAUAACUUGACAGAUGAAGCUAUAAGGAAUAUGAGUGAUUGGCCACCAGUAGUAUUGCAGUACGAAACACAUAAAAAGCUUCAUCUCGAUAAGGAUACUUUUCAAGCAAAUUUGACUAAAUUCAGGCAAACUGUGAAUGAAAGCACGGUUAUGGACGUAUUGGGUUGGUACACCUCUGUAAAUGCUGCCCUUCUAGACCAUCUCACUAACCAAAUCAAGGAGAACGACAACAGUGGCGUUUGGAGAUAUCUGUUGGCCUUCAAAAACUUGCUGAAAAGCAUCGAAAGCACAGGAAUAGCGAGCGUGUAUGGUGUCAACUACUUCGGUCAAGGCCGCCUCCAGCUAUUGAGCUAUAUCAGCUUCGUGACUCAUUCUGCAUUAGCCAAUGAUCUGCUCAACACUGCCUUCAAUUAUGUGCCGCAAAUGAAGAAGGAAUAUCAAGAUUUGGCUGCUAAUAUGCCCAACUAUGGCAAUAUCCAACUCAGGAACAAUAUAAUCCUGCAAAAUGUACAAAGGAAUGCAAGUGACCUCAAAGCUCGAGAAUACUUCGACCUAAUGGCAAUUUACACAGACGAACUGAGGAAAAUACAACGAUCACUUCGUGUCAUCAUCCAG
This is a messenger RNA of Phaedon cochleariae (mustard beetle), 699 nucleotides long. The record is from the annotation of a GenBank genome assembly. NCBI's taxonomy places the organism in Eukaryota, Metazoa, Arthropoda, Insecta, Coleoptera, Chrysomelidae.